UCUAUUACAGGUCAGAUCAGUGUUCAGAAGAAAUGUUUCACAUCCGUAGGACAGGAGAAUACGGUUCAGAUCGGUAUCAGCCACUCAGGAAUCAAGGACAUGCCCUCCUGCAUUGUGAAAGGUUGCACGAGUACGUGGAGGAAAAAAGAUCCAACAGUUACUCACCACAGUUUCCCAUGGGAGCCCGAAAGAAUUAGAAUUUGGUUACUACAAACCGGCCAGUAUGAUGCGAAUAUGAACAAAAUGAUCCAGAAGAUUUUAGAUGGGAAGGUUAAUGACACCUACAGGAUGUGUUCCAAACAUUUCGAGCACCAUUGUUAUACCUACGAAGAGGAUCGUAAAAGACUACGCAAGGAUGCUAUACCAACAGUAUUUCCACCUACCUCUGGCCUUCGUCAACAAAAAGCGUCAACGUUGACAACUACGCAACAUAUAACACCGGUCUGUACACCAACGACAACCAUUGUCACCUUCAGCAGUUCUUCUUCUGGAUCACACACAUCAACCACUUCAGCUUUGUCUCUGGGUUCAUCUAUUUCCUCUGUAGUAUCGGUAACAUCACCAGUACUUCCAACUUCUGAACAACAUUCCACUAACUCUUCCUCAGAUGUAGUACUAUCUGUCCCACCAAAUUCUGUGAUCCUACCGCCAACAUGGCCUCCUUUAGAAAUCUUUCCAUCGUCACAAUCAACUAGUCAAAGAAAGGAAAACUUGGCUCCUCAAAAAAGGGACUUUUCGACCAACACCAUGCCAUUUUUGUUCUUUCCCCCAAAGGGUCCGAAGGUGGUUUCGCAAAGAAAACAACGUAAAAGGUUAUGCAGCAGCCUCCCCUCUUUCGAUGGUAUUCCGACAAAUGCACCUGAAUGUUUACCAUCUGAAGUUCUUCCCCAUAUGUCUAGUGAACUAAUCUCCAUUGAAAUACUAACCAGCGACACAGAGGAACAAGAACCAUCAGAAGUUUCUUCUAACCUGGAACCAUUCGAGAUGCCGUCUGAAACGUCCACUGAAAGUACAGGAAGUGAGGUCACAAUGACUUCAAAACUUUCUAAAAAAAGAUCAACGCCGUUCAACCUACGGGCAGCGUCGCAAAUCGAAAUUCCUGAAUUCAUCAAGGAGCAUAAUUAUUACUCAAACAUUGAGCAAGAAGAUACAGGUCUAUCUGAUAUGUCCCCACAACCAACAGAGAGCAUCCAUCCUGACCCACAACCAACAGAGGGCAUCCAUCCUGACCCAAGUGAUACUGUUGAGCCAAUUUCACUCAUAGAGUUUCGUGAUCAAAAAGAACCAGCCAUGGUUGUCUGUUUUGUGAAGGGUUGUACACCCAAGUCGAGAGAAGGGCGGGGUGACGUCACUCUUCACGUCUUCCCAAAAGACAAAGAUAAAAUUAGAGAGUGGCUGAUGGCCACAGGGGAAUCUAUACCGAAUAUAGAAGAAUUGGUGAACAAGAUUUAUGACACUAAAAAAGUAGAUUUAUACAGGAUGUGUUCUCUGCAUUUUGCGCCUAACUGUUAUAUUUUCAACCCCAAAACGGGGAAAAGACGGUUGGCCAACAUGGCGGUCCCUUCGAUUUUCCCUAGAAAACCUAAAACUGCUGAGUGCUCGUCUCAGGUUACUUCCCCACGAUUAGGAAAACGAAGAAGAGUCACAAUAGCGGCUGGAAGCAGAUGCCCAACGUGUAACCAGAUUGUUGGGUCCAGCCAAGAUUUUCAGCCGGUAACAUCAGAGCCAAGAAAAGAAUUUGCUGAGAAAUUCACGAUUUUUGAUCGUACCUACGGCACAGCAUCAAAAUACGUGCAAACCUAUCUUAGAACGUUUAGUGUAAAAUCACAGUGCCAAAUGAGACCCCCCAAAAAAACAUCCUGCCAAACUUCAGCUCUUACCAAUGUUUUUGUGUUUGGUUCUCCCAUCCAAGGAACUACAAGUGGUCCGCCUGUCCAAGGAACAACAAGUGGUCCGCCUGUCCAAGGAACAACAAGUGGUCCGCCUGUCCAAGGAACAAGUGGUCCGCCUGUCCAAGGAACAACAAGUGGUCCGCCUGUCCAAGGAACAACAAGUGGUCCGCCUGUCCAAGGAACAAGUGGUCCGCCUGUCCAAGGAACAAGUGGUCCGCCUGUCCAAGGAACAAGUGGUCCGCCUGUCCAAGGAACAAGUACAGAAAAAAGCUCUUCUCAGAAAGAAACAGAAUUAUCCGAUAUUCCUCAAGAACCUUCACAUACAAUACCCAUUGAAUCCACACCCAUUAAAACAAUACCGCAUACCCAAACCUCAGAUGCCGAGGUGGUGAACAGAGAAGGUUUACAAGCUGAACCUAUUGUGAAAAUGGCUGAGAGAGGCAUUUCCAGCAAACAAAGGGUCUUUUCCAUAGGUAUACAGGAAGAACAGCCAAGUCUAAUUUCCGAGGAUACUAAUCACCCAGGCAACUCCUGGGCAGAAAGUCACAGAAGGAGGAAGAAAUCUGUGGAUAUUAUGGAUGAUCAGCUUGGAAAUUUGGAAGACUUGUUUUCAAGAAUGCCGGCAUGUGUGGUGAACGGGUGCUCCACGGCCAACAGAGGUUCCGAAACUCUCCAUAUGUUCCCUAGGGACAAAGGACGAAUCCGAACUUGGUUAAUGGCAACUGGACAAUACUCCCAUGACCUAGAGGAGGCCGUGAACAAAAUAUUUAAUGCUACAAAAAAGAGUGACUCGUAUCGGAUGUGUGCAAAGCAUUUUGCACCUUAUUGCUUUAUCUACAAUGCUAAAACUGGAAAACAAAUAUUGACCAAGAACGCUGUGCCGACGAUAUUCCCACACCGAAAUGCGACGGCCUUCCCUCCAGCAACGAAAAGGAAACGUAGUGAGAUGGCCGCAUAUACUCAAGAUUCAGACUCUGAAUUCUCAUCAACAGACGAGUCUGGGGAAACUGAAGAUUCACAAGAAGAUUCAGAAAAAGAAAAUUACAAUGUAGAAGGCGAAGAGGUAAUUUUUUCCAAAAGAAAUUUCGGCGACCAUCCUCCCUGUUAUAUACAUCCGGUUAAACAGCGGAAAUUUAUCGUCUUUGAAAAUUCUCUAGAUGAACUUAUCCUGAAGAUCCCGUGCCAAUCGGCAGAGUGCACUAGUCCAAUAACAAAAAUUAUAAAAAAGAGGACAGGAUCUUAUAUUUCCAUCUUUGUUGAAUGUGCCGACCACGAUUAUAAUCUCCUAUGGGAAAGCCAGCCCACGAUUGACGGUAAACCGCUCGGAAACGUAAUCUUAGCCUCCGCAAUAUUUGAGAGUGGUAAUAGUUUCCCUAAAAUGAAACAAUUUUUCCAUCUGAUGAACAUUAUGGCGAUGUCAGAGAACGCUUACUCCAAGUAUCAGCAUGAUUAUAUUUUCCCAACAAUUGAGCAUUCCUGGAAAAUCAGCCAAAUGGCGAGUAUAGAAAAUGUACAAGGACCUCCUGUGUGUAUCUCCGGAGACGGGCGAUGGGACUCCUUGGGAAACAACGAUAAGUUUUGUGUCUACAGUAUGAUGGAUAUGGAGACCAAAAAAAUCCUAUCUUUCGAUGUUCAACAAUCCGCAAUGGGCGUCUCCUCUCCUGAAUCUGAAAAGAUAGCGUGUAAAAACGCACUGGACUUUCUCUUGCAAAAUGAAAUCAGCGUCAAAUUACUCUGCACCGAUCGCCAUUUUCCCAUAAGAAAGAUGGUGAAGGAGGAGUAUCCUACAAUUACCCAUGAGUUUAAUGUGCGGCAAAUCGCCAAAAGUGUGGGUGACAAACUGCUUGAUGCCAGUCACGAGAAGGACUGUGAAGACCUUGCGGAAUGGGUUGGGGCGAUACAAAGCCACUUGCGAUGGUGUUCGGACUCCUAUAAUGGAGAUGAUUCCCUUCUCAUGGCCAAGUGGAAUUCUAUCCUCUACCAUGUGCAGAAUGUCCACGCCUGGGAGGACAAGGACGGUAAAUAUUCUUCUUGCCAACACAAGCAUCUCCCCGAGGACACGACACGGAAGAGGAAAUGGCUGAAAACAAAUAGCCCGAGCUUCAAAGCUCUAAAGAAAAUCGUAUUGGACAAAAGACUCCGAAAGGACAUUAAGCGGAUCUGUCAUUUCUGUCACACCGGAGACAUAGAGGUUUUCCUCAGCGCCAUUGUGAAGUACCAAAGUGAUCAGAAGGAGCAUCAGCACGUCACCAUCGAUGAAAUGUACGCACGCACUCAAUUGGCUUCCCUGGACCACAAUACUAGCUGCAGAAAGAUCCGGGCCAUGGCACGGCGGUCAUCGAGAACAAGUGCAGGGUCCCAUAGAUAUAAUACGGCCGACUCCAAGGACAGAAGUGAACGGUAUGGCCCGGAGAUGUACAAACCCACCAACCAGGACUUCUUAAUCGAUUUGAUGCAGGAAGUGGUGGAAUUGGUUUCUGGGAAUCGCAGUUUUGAGUGGAGCUCACACACAAUUCCUAGGCGCCUGAACACAUAAUUCCAGAUGUGAAGCCGGAUGUAAAGUCCAUUGUUUUUGCAACGUAAAAGUCGACAGGAACAAAUGUUUUUGAUGCCCAUCAGUAUGGAGGGUCUAGUAAAACUUUCUCCAUGUUCUCUCUAUGAUUUUGACAUGAGGUUAAUUUUCAGGAGAAAAAAAAGAAUCGUGUUUUGACGUGGUAACAUUGCCCCGAGUACGAUCUACAAGUUUACAUAUUUGUGAAAUUUUUCAGGUUACACAUUACGUAUGCAUACAUCCCAGGAUCGCGCUGUUCUCGACAGCAUUAACCCCAUAGAUGCUGUGAUCAGUCAUGAUCACGGCAUCUAUGGGAUUGACAGGGGGAGAGGGCUGCCCAUGUCCACCAAUGGCGAUCCAGUGUUACGAUGGCGGGAUCUCGUUGGUUGCCAUGGCAGCAGGAGGCCAGCUGAUGGCCUCCUGUUUGCCUAGUACGGCAGCCUGUGAGGUCCAGCCAUAGGCUGAAUGUCAGUGUAUAUUGACUGUUAUACAGGGAUGUGGAAAUAAAUAAAAAAAUACUUGUCCAAAGGACUAAAACAUAGCACAUCUACUUGUCCCUCAUGACCAUCCAGUUGAUCUGGUGCAUAAAAUUAUUUCAACCAAAAUAGUAUGUAAAUAAGGUCUUUAUUAUUAGAAACGUAAUAGGCAGAUCACUAUGUCACCCCAUUAGGUGCAUAGGGCCCCUGAUAAG
Messenger RNA from Hyla sarda, 5134 nucleotides. RefSeq lists its product as uncharacterized. Lineage: Eukaryota; Metazoa; Chordata; Amphibia; Anura; Hylidae. The transcript has 4 exons. The record is from RefSeq and is a predicted model, not a curated record. The coding region runs from base 100 to 4428 and encodes 1442 amino acids.